Symbiodinium pilosum is the source of this 1506-nucleotide messenger RNA. Lineage: Eukaryota; Dinophyceae; Suessiales; Symbiodiniaceae. The record is from the annotation of a GenBank genome assembly.
AUGACGAGCUUCUUCAGAGCCCUGCGUGAUACAAAGGAGCCGGAUGGAGAUGGACAGAAAGUCCUCAAGGUCCCAGUCGAGCAGCCAGAGCUUCUGGACAAGCUGCAGCUCAGCAGACGCCAUGGAGCGACAGAGUUGAACUUCCUGCUGCGGGCGGAGUAUGAGCAGCUUAUUGAGCAGAUGCAGGCCUGCGCAAAGCGUGGUGCAAUCAUCGUCGGCACGAGUGGUAUUGGCAAGAGCGCGUUCAGAUUCUAUGUCAUGCGGCAAUGGCUGAACAAUCAUCCGAAGCUGCCGAAAGCAAGGUUUCCGAAGGUGAUUUUUAACCUUGGAGAUGCUUUCUAUGAAAUGGAUGACAGUUGUGCUGUCCAUGAACUGCGAGAAGUGCGAAGCUUGGCGAAGCUCCCUGCCGACAGACUGGCGCUGCUUGACCCCUGUGUGCAGAUUGCAGGCUUGGACAAGAGCCUUCAUUUUAAAUUCAUGCUCGUGACGACCUCUGCUUCACCGCUGUCGGGACAGGAGACAAAGGUUGGCAACUACAAGCAACUCAUCAAGGCGUUUGUGGAACAUCAGCUUGGACGCAUUCUGGUCAUGCACAUGUGGAGCUACGAGGAAAUCAAGGCUGUGGCGCCCGACGCCAGUGAUGAGCUCAUUCGGAAUUUUGGAUGCGUGCCUGGCUGGUGUUUCCGUAAUGAUUUGGCGGAAGAGAGCAGUAUGAGGCUGGCGUCGGAGGGCAUUCUCGAGAACCACCAGCUUCCAGGUCUCCAUGAGUUCUUCUGCUCAGCAUGCUCUGCCGUCAAGUUGCUUCGGGAUAAGCGUUUGCCCUACAAAGUUAUGAAGGUAGAUGGUGACGGCGCUGACAACAGCUGGGGGACAAAGAGCUUCAUCUCGAGCUUUGUCGCGCGGUUCUUCCUCGAGAAGGCGCGGGAUGCAAACCUCAACAAGCAUGCCAAGAUUGCGUCCAUGAUGAAGAACCCAUUUUCCAUGCAAGGCUUUGGGCACAUGUUCGAGGAGUGGGCGUACAAACAGUUGGCGCAAGGCAACCUUUGCGACUUGAGCGAGUCGGAGAUCAAGGGCUCGUUCGCGAAGCCUGGCAGUUUUGAGCGGAGCGAUGUGAAAAACCAGACUUCGAUGAAGCCCAAACUUGAGGUUGGAAGUCUGCUCAAGGCUCCUGUCCACUACGGGUCGAUUGACAUGGUCGGAGUAGUUCAGUCGGAGGACGGUUACCAGUUACUCAUGUUUCAGCAAACUGUCGGCAAACAGCACAGGGCUGCUCAAUGGGGCGAUGUUCAGAACAUCGUCGGCGCUUUCAAGGCGAAGUGCAAAUCAGACAAGAAAGAAUUUCAAUGUUUGCUUAUCUAUCUAGUUCCGCGGGACAGUUUUGAGAGCUUUGUCUGCCGAAAGUGUCCAUCGUUGGAUAGCAAGAACGUCUCCGUCUUGAAGGGACGGUUGAAUGUUGACAUGCCAGAUGCCCUCACCCAUCUCAAAACAUGGGAACAGGCUCUCACG